This is a messenger RNA of Baudoinia panamericana UAMH 10762, 1368 nucleotides long. RefSeq lists its product as uncharacterized. Gene Ontology annotation, molecular function: phosphoric diester hydrolase activity. The record is from RefSeq and is a predicted model, not a curated record. Lineage: Eukaryota; Fungi; Ascomycota; Dothideomycetes; Mycosphaerellales; Teratosphaeriaceae. The transcript has 2 exons. Bases 109 to 1071 code for a protein of 320 amino acids. Gene Ontology annotation, biological process: lipid metabolic process.
ACACAAGUUCGCCUUAGCGUAGAAAAUCAAUGGCAACGACUAUAACAAUAAGUGUUCGGCUGUCGCCAAAAGAAGUGCUCCAGUAGUUAUACAUUUUGAACGUUCAAGAUGUUGUCCACCAUCUUCACUGCCGCGGUAGCCUUUGCCGGCACCGCUCUCGCGCAAAGCGAUAUCCCUCUGUCUCCGGCCCUUCAAAACAUCGUCAACAACUCCAGCUACAGCUCAUAUCCUACGCAGCUCACGCAGGGCAUCAUCCCAAAGCCAUUGCACUCUCACAACGACUACUGGCGUCCCCAACCAUUCUACUCCGCUCUGUCAGUGGGAGCCGUCUCCGUCGAGGCCGACGUUUGGCUCUACAACGGCACGCUAUACAUCGGCCAUGAGACCAGCGCUCUCACUCCCAGCCGCACAUUCGACGGCCUUUACAUCCAACAGAUCCUGAGCGUCCUCCGCGCCCAGAACCCGAACUCCAGCUUCGUGACAGGCACUACCAAGAACGGGGUGUUCGACACCGCUUCCGGCCAGACCCUCUACCUCUUCGUCGACGUCAAGACUGAUGGCCCGACCACAUGGCCAUACGUCGUCCGCGCCCUUCAGCCGCUGCGCUCGGCGGGCUACCUGACUUAUUUCAACGGUACCGCCGUUGUCCCUGGCCCAGUGACCGUUAUCGGCACCGGCAACACUCCUCUCAACCAGGUCCAAGGCGUCGGUAACGCCUCGGUGCCUCGCGACUACUUCUGGGACGCCCCGAUUCCCACCCUCGGCACGACCUUCAGCAACAUUACCGCUAGCGUCAGCCCGAUCGCAAGCACAGACUUCGCGGUUCAGUUCGGCCCGGUCGUCAACCAGCAAUUCAACUCCACCCAGCAGGCACUGCUAUUCCAACAGGUGGCCACUGCACAUGCAAAGGGCAUUGCCGUCCGUUACUGGGACCAGCCUGGCUUCCCAGUCGGUACACGUAAUGCCAUCUGGCGCCAACUGUACAGCGCCGGUGUCGAUCUUUUGAACGUCGAUGACCUCCAGGGAGCGGCCAACUACUGGCAGGGCGACAACUUCGGUGCUUUGGUGUAGAUUGAAGCCAGGACCGUAUCUAGUCCGAUCACCAAGGCUGAUUGUAGAUAGAGAUGGCUAACGAUUGACGGCUCCAUCGCAUAGAAUUUCGCGUUCGAUGCAUUAUAAUCCAACGCACGAUCCUUGUCGCAUCAGUUCCCUUUCACGAAUGCCAAGCUUCAUCUCGGCUGUCUCCGUGUGGCGGGGUCGCCCUGACAAACUGAGACGCGUUCAAUGUCGUGAACUGUGUACUUGUCUUCCAUGACCGUCGCUCUCUCAUUGUCGCCGUGACUUUAUAUGGGGGUGUAGCUGGCUGUG